UCUGCUUUGUUGCAAGAGGAACUGAUUAUUGCUGUGGUUUGAGUCGCACGUAUUAUCCGUGAACUAUCCAUUUGUUUUGUGUAAUAUGAUUAAUGAAUCCGACCAAAAUGGGAAGGGUCUAGAGCAGCAGGUAAAUUUCAGCCAAUUUGGCCUUUUCCACUGAACAGGAUAUUUUUUUUUUUUAUUUCGGCAUAAGACAAACUGCAGGAUUCCAAGUUAGGGUUAGCGUGUAGCACGGUACUCUCAAGAAGAUGGCGCAUUGGGAUAAAAGUUUACCCUUGUGGAAUCCCUCCGUGCCUCUGGAUUUUGCAUCGUGUUGGGUCCUCUGCAACAAUUUUGCUGGUCUAGACUUGAACUCCGGUUCCCAAGGAAACAAGUCUGCCGCUAGCAGAUACGUGCCCCCUCACCUGAGGAACAACCGAUCUGUGGUGCCUGGACCUCCUCAGCCCAACAGCCAGUGGAGCCAGAAGGGGGCCUACCCGGACCCGCAGGGAGGAGACGAUUGGGCCGCUCGGGACGGACAAGGUUUCAGGGGCAACGAUCGCGGAGGAGGUGGCCGUGCUGACUUCUCCAAUUUCGGAGGACGUUCCAAGAGGAUCGAUGGCCCCAAUGUGCGCAACAAUGCCAUGCCACCACGCCAGGGAGGCUCUAACUGGCGCAAUCCUGAGGAAGCGGCCCGGGAGGGCUGGGGUGGAGGAGGAGGAGGCGGCGGCGGUGGCAGCCGCGACGACCAGCGUGGUGGCGGCGGCGGUGGCGGCAACUGGGACCGCCGCAAUGGGGGGCGGCGCAACUACGACGGUGACGAAGACUGGACCAGACCGCUACCUAGGGACGACAGGAUAGAGAGAGAACUGUUCUCCCAGGGACACACUGGUAUCAACUUUGAGAAGUACGAGGACAUCCCUGUGGAGGCGACGGGCGAGGACUCUGCCAAGCACAUCAACUCGUUCGACGAGUGCUCCUUGACGGAGAUCAUUCGUGUGAACAUUGAGCUGGCCCACUACACCUGCCCGACCCCCGUGCAGAAGCACGCCAUUCCCAUCAUCCUGGCCAAGAGGGACCUGAUGGCCUGUGCCCAGACUGGGUCUGGGAAGACUGCGGCCUUUUUGGUGCCCAUCCUGAACCAGGUGUUUGAGGACGGACCGCCGAAGAAUGUCCCACAGCAACCGCACCGCUACUCGUCGCGGCCCAAGCAGUACCCGCUGGCCCUGAUCCUGAGCCCGACCAGAGAACUGGCCUGCCAGAUCUACGAGGAGGCGUGCAAGUUUGCCUACCGGUCGCGGGUGCGCCCCUGCGUGGUCUACGGUGGUGCAGACCCCAUGCAGCAGAUGAAGGAUUUGGACAGGGGCUGCCACCUGCUUGUGGCCACUCCAGGACGCCUGGUGGACAUGAUGGAGAGGGGCAAGGUGAGCCUGGAGUUGGUGCGGUACCUGGUGCUGGACGAGGCUGACCGCAUGCUGGACAUGGGCUUUGAGCCCCAGAUCCGGCGCAUUGUGCUGGAGGACAACAUGCCCCCUGUGGGCCAGCGGCAGACGCUCAUGUUCUCGGCCACCUUCCCCAAGAAAGUGCAGGAGCUGGCCCGCAAGUUCCUCGACAACUACAUCUUCCUGGCCGUAGGACGGGUGGGCAGCACCUCGGAGAACAUCACCCAGAAGGUGGUCUGGGUCGAGGAGCACGACAAGCGCUCCUUCCUGCUCGACCUCCUGAAUGCCGCAGGCCUCAGGACUGGCAGCCAGGCGGCCCUGUCCGACUCGCUGACCCUGACCUUUGUGGAGACGAAGAAGGGAGCAGACUCGCUGGAGCACUUCCUCAUGAAGGAGGGCUACCCCGUGACGAGCAUCCACGGCGACCGCAGCCAGAGGGAGAGGGAGGACGCCCUCUGGUCCUUCCGCAAGGGACACACCCCCAUCCUGGUGGCCACUGCCGUGGCAGCCAGAGGCCUGGACAUUCCAAACGUGAAGCAUGUGAUCAACUUUGACCUGCCGAGCGACAUUGAGGAGUACGUUCACCGCAUCGGUCGUACGGGCCGUGUGGGCAAUCUCGGCCUGGCGACGUCGUUCUUCAACGAGAAGAACCGCAACAUGGCGCUGGACCUGGUGGAACUGAUCACGGAGACGAAGCAGGAGCUGCCCGACUGGCUGGCCGCCCUGGCCAAGGAGGUGCAGGGGGAGCAGAGGGCCACCAACCAGAGGCGCUUUGGCAGCGGAGGCAGAAGCACCCGUUAUGGCGCCGGCGGCUUCGGCAGCCGGGACUACCGGCAGUACGGGGGCCGCGAGCGCACGGCGGGUCCUCCCAGCGCCGGCGGAGGCCGCAGCACGGGCGGCGCCCCGGGAGGCUAUGGCGGAGCCCCGCAGUACGGAGGCUACGGCAACAACAGCUUCGGGGGCAGCUACCGCCCGAGCAGCUACGGGGGCAACUACAACUCCUCCAACGACUGGUGGGGCAACUGAGGGGGCUCCGGGUGUGCUGGGGGGGACUCCUAUCUCUCCGCCCUACGGUGCCCCCCCCCCCCCCCCCCCCCUUUUUUGACAUUUUGGGUCCUCCCCUCUUUCUUUACUUGUACCUAGCUCGCUUCUUCGGUCCCCCUUCCCCCGCUCGAUUUCUUUUAACCGCUUCUUCUUCUCGGCGGGGGACGGGGAGGUUGAGAGUCUGUCUGCUGCACAGGGUGGACCUCCUUGUGUGUGAGCGAACAGACUCUUUGGUGGAGAGAGGGAGGCGCUCUCUCUUCUCGCCAUGUAUUCCGUUGUUUUCCGCCGCGACUCGUUCGGUGAACUGGACCGUCGCUGCCGCUACGACUGCUGCGACAAGGGGUGGCGCCAUCUCCGGCCGGCACCACCGAAGACGACCGAACCAAAGUGGUGAAGUGCACGUUUAUUUUUCCCGAGGUUUUCGAAGGGAGGAGGUGCUUGUUCCUGCGUGACGGAGAAGGUAGGCGAGUUAACGGCAUUCUCUGUGUGUGCGAGCAAGGUCGGAGGAGCGAGACCCAGGUGACCUUUUUUGUCGAAGGGGGGAGCACACCAUUGUUGUCUUUUUUUUUUUUUAAGCUUUCUCCUCGCGCUCAUUGACGAGGAGGGAGGGUAAUAGCAAAACAAGAUGUGUGAGAAGAAAAAAAAUUGACUAGCAUUGUUUUUAUCCUCCUCACGCCUAGAUUCUUUCAAUUAAAGUAUGCGGAAGUGAAAAAGGAAAAUGGAGAGUUCGUAACUUGCACGGGCUCUCGUAGUCUUUCUCGGCAGCCGGCGUAACAUCCGGUAACCGCCGUCGGCGUUUGGGAUUUGGGUCCUGAUGCAGUAGAGGUCCCAAAGAAUGUCGCUUCCCUUUCCUAAUUUAUUGCUCUCGCAUUUGUUUCCCCCUCGCUGUCCGAGUACUACACAUGUGUGCCGUGGUUGCGGCCGUCCUUCGCUCUGUUUUGGAAAGCCAGCAUCGCAAUUCUUGACUGCAGGAAAAAACAAUCUGGACAAUCUAAUAACUCCCCCACCCCCUUCGCUUUUUCUCUCGAGUUUCUAGCCGAACUUUUGAGUGCGUCUCGACGGUAUGGGACUCUUUCCGGCCUCGGAUGUUUGUUUCGAGCAUUAGUGAAUGUAACACUGUGCGUGUGCUUUACAUGUGUUUCGAUUUGCUCGGCGAGUAAAUGCUGGCCGGUUGGGUCAGUCAAGGCCAACUCCUGUGAACCUUUGCCUGCGUUCUCCUUGGUGUUUAUUACUCCCCUUUUGGGGGUGGAAAAGGGAGUCUUUCCCCGAGCACGAGCUUGGCCAGGCCACUUGCUAGUGUACCAUGACUCGAGGCUGCCAAUUGCUGUGUUCUUUGUCCGGGAAUUUUUUUUUCGUUUCGCUUUCGUUUAAAAGGUGGUUUAUAUGCAUACGUAUAUAUAUAUACAUAUAUAUAGUUGCGGUUGUACUGGCGGUCUCAUUGGUUUUGCAUUUGUAUGCUUUUGUGUUCUUCCAUGUAAUUCUAAGUUACUGUGCGCACUGGAGGAAAGGUGGGAGGUUUAGUAGCAUAAGUCUUUCUCUUUGUUUUUUAAUGCAAAGGGUGUGAAGAUUAUUUUUUUUGUCUGCUUUCUGUGUUUGCGUGUAGUGUUCUCUUGUUACUUUUUUCCCCUUCUACUCACUAGCUUCUUGAGACGCCGUUAUGUAUACACUUGUGUAUGUGGAAAUAUCUUGGACACUUACAUUUUUUGGGGAGACGCACGGAUCCCGAGGGGUUUCCGGCGCUUCCUCUGAACGCAGGAGCAGGCACACAAAGUGGGGGACGAGGAGACAAGGCGCUACUAUAGGUCUGUGUGCGGCACGUGUGUGGCUCUUCGCGGUUUCGCUAUGCGCUACGGCGGAUUAUGUGGCAGAUGUCACAACCAAAUCCCCGUCUCUCUCUCCCGGAGAUCGGGAGGGCGAGGCCGGUGAACCUGCCUAUUUUUUCGAGUUUAGGUGUACAGCGCGGUUUUAAAAACAAAUGAUGGGCAAGAUGAACAAAGCGGGGGAGGGAUGAGGCAAAAUUUGAGCAUUGGCAGCACAAUUUCUGGAGUGGCGAAAAAAAUGGGGACGAGUCAAAUUCUUGUCUUUUUGUUUUGGUGGGGAGGGCUCAUAACCAAAGGGGUAGGACAGGUUUUUUUUUUUUUUAUCUUGCUGCUGGAUUGUAGGGCAAGAGUCUUCGUUGGUUUCCUUCCAAAUUCCUCGUCGAUGAAAUCUCGGAAAUCCGUCAGAGCAGAGACCUUCCGUGGCACGGUGGAAAAAAAACUGACAAAAGAAUGAAACGGCGUCUUUCUUUUGUGGCCAGGAUAUGCAGGGUUCUCGCUCUUUCUGCCAAGAGAUUAGGAAGUGGUCCAGAACAUUUUGCUCCCCGGCAGGGGGAGGAAAGAAAGGGCUCGUACAUACCGGAAGUAUUGUGGCCUCGUGUGCCCUUGGGCAACCUUUCGUUUCAGCGGCAUCUUGAAAAGGCUCAUUUUAUUCCUUCCCACCCAUCUGGAGUCGAUGGCUCUUCUAUUUCUUUUAAUGCGUGUAUAUGUGUAUGUAUAUCAGCGUGUGGCGCACACGCGUGUAUGUAUGUAUAUAUGGCUUGAAUCUAGAACUGCGAGUCUUCCCGCAUUUUUAUUUCUCCCGUUCCUGCGAUGCAAAGGGAAACAAGCUGCGAGGCCACAAAACUUGACUUUCGGUGUUUUAUUGUCUGAGCGAGGAGGUCUCGGAAAGGGCGAGAGUAUACACCAUCCCACCUCCCAGGCACCAGCCGCUGCACGCAGCAGUACGAGAAGGCUGUCUAGUCUUUGUUCCUUCCUGUUGAGAGAGUCUCGCACGACAAUGCCGCGUGCCUUUGGAGCCCUCGCUUGGCUCGCAGAGCUCGUCCGCCGAAAGGUUUGCAGGCGAGACUCUCUGUUCUCUACGGAGUUUGAAGAAACCUUUUUUUUUUUUUCCCUUUCUUUGCGCGCAGAACGUCGCUUCCGUUGCGAGGUCGUACAAAAAACGACGAGUGGACAACCAUUGAUUUUGCGGUCACUCAAAGUGUAUGGGCUCAGUCUUGCCUAUAGCUGGUGUGGGGCGUCGGGGGGCCUUUUGUAGGGGUUGGGGGCCGAAAGAGCUUGAGGAGGGUACGUCCGUGCUUCCAAGUCGGGGGGUGCAUCGCGGCCGUCAGUUCUGACGAGAACGUGCCUUACGACGACUAGUGGAAGGGGCAGGUUUUUACACUGCCGCUUCCCAAGCAGUUCUUGGCUGGGCACUUGUACAUAAGUUCAUCUGCAGGGAGUGCAUUAGGUCUCAUUGUCUAUAGGUAUAUAUGUGCAUUACAUAUUUAUAUACGGGAGGUGAGGUGGCACUCCUGGCGUGCGUGUGCCCGCAUUUUCUAGCAGUUCCGGGGAUUGUACAUAAUCGGAGGGUGCCCGGGGUAGACUUGUGAGCUGCAGCCAUUGCCUCCUGGGCUGGCCCGAGCACCUUCCUUUGCCGGCGGGAGUGGGUAGACCAUUGGGUUGGGAAGUGGGCGCUUAGGCAAUUUUAAGCAGAGUUCUCUGAAUUUCGGAGUAUUUAAAUGGAAGGGGCAUUUCUUUGGGGAUGGUCGUUUAUGGGAACAACAGGUUUCUCCCUUUUUUAACCUGUAUUUAAACGCUGCAGCUUUCAUUUGGACAAUGAGAGAGAAAGUGCUGUUGGCACAUAGCCUCUGUCAUCAGGUUCAGUUUCAAAUUUUCAUCCUUCACUCCAACAUUACUUUCUGGAACAAAGCGUUCGUCCUGGGAGGUCCAUUGCCAAUCUCUCGUCGUCUUGGCAUUUGUGAGGGAAGACGCCGACACAUACAUUUUGCCGGAGGUCUCUGCUACGUUUUGGCGGCGCAGCUCCUGAAAAGCAUAACUGUCCACCAGAACAAAUGACCAAAGUACACAGCACAAAAACAAUUUUGCCCAUCAUUGCUUUCUUGAUUUUUUUCUUUCUUUCUUUCUUUUCGGGGCUUGCAUUCUGUUUUGGAGUGCAGGCAAAGUUUAGGGGAGACAGGCAAGGCCAGUUGCUUCUUGGAAGGCCUGAGAUUAAUAGACAACCUGGUGAGAGCUGGUUGUGGUGAUCCUAUGGGUCACAUGCAAACGUGCCGGGCGGGCCUGGCGAUUUCGCGAAGUACACAGAUUAAAAGGCUGAAUCCUCUACUCCAGAAAUUGUAAUCUUGUCUUACCUUGGGUAGCGAAGGCCUGUUGUUUUUUUUCUCCGUAAACAACCAGAUGUGGGGAGGAUUGUUUGGCCCCCAAGUUUUGGGCAUUUUAUUGUCAUUGUAUUGGAUGUGACCUGUUCCAAAUCAACGAGAAAUAAAAUUGGUAGUCACGCACCA
Messenger RNA from Ixodes scapularis (black-legged tick), 6789 nucleotides. RefSeq names its product ATP-dependent RNA helicase DDX3X (gene bel). The coding region runs from base 252 to 2450 and encodes 732 amino acids. The transcript is spliced from 13 exons. Lineage: Eukaryota; Metazoa; Arthropoda; Arachnida; Ixodida; Ixodidae. Gene Ontology annotation, molecular function: RNA binding; RNA helicase activity; ATP binding. Gene Ontology annotation, biological process: cell differentiation; gamete generation. The record is from RefSeq and is a predicted model, not a curated record. Gene Ontology annotation, cellular component: nucleus; P granule.